UCACUAUCUACUAGUUGAAUGACCAGUUGAACAUGCACACACAAACACAUUCACUCUCAAUGCAGAAUGGGAUGUGACUUUCUCGUGCAGGGUCAGAUUAUAAUUCCUCCUGUCAGUAUUUAAGGGUCCAUAGCAGCUGGUGCAAAGAUGUGAGCGUCACCUGGACCAUCGGGACUCUACCUCUCUACCAUCAGAGGCUUCCUGCUCAUCUCUCUUGUGGAUAAACUUACCGGAUUUGCUGAGCAUUUAAGACAUCAAAAUGUCAGCUGGUGAGGCCUUCGUCACGCUGGCAACCACCGACUCUUACUGUAUGGGGGCCACAGUGGUGGCCAGAAGUUUGCAGCGUCAUGGGACGACACGCAGCAUCGUCAUCAUGGUCACACCAAACGUCUCAGAAAAGUCCAGGCUCGCCCUGAACAGUGUGUUCGAUGAGGUCAUCACUGUGGAUGUGAUGGACAGUGACGACCGUCUCAACUUGGCCUUGCUGGGACGUCCUGAGCUCGGCAUCACGUUUACCAAAAUCCACUGCUGGACUCUGACCCAGUACAGCAAAUGUGUCUUCCUGGAUGCUGACACACUGGUUCUGUGUAACGUGGACGAGCUGUUUGAGAGAGAUGAGUUGUCUGCAGCUCCUGACCCCGGCUGGCCCGACUGCUUCAACUCUGGCGUGUUUGUCUUCAGACCGUCCCUCCAAACCCAUGGUGGCCUCCUGGAUCACGCCCUGCAGCAUGGCAGCUUUGACGGAGGGGACCAGGGCCUGUUGAACUCUUUCUUCAGUAGCUGGCCUGUGGAGGACAUCAGUAAACACCUGCCGUUUGUCUACAACCUCAGUGCCAGCUCCAUCUACACCUACCUGCCUGCUUUCCAACAGUUUGGCCACGAUGCAAAGAUCGUCCAUUUCUUAGGAGCAGUGAAACCCUGGAGCUCCAGCAGCCAGAGAGGUGCCAGCGGCUCACAAAUGGACCAGUUUGUGUCUCAGUGGUGGAAAGAAUACCUCAGUGACACAAAACCAUCUGAACCAGAGAAACAACAACAGGGUACUCCAACGGCUGAUUCUCCAAACUGGAAACGCACAGACCAUCAACUACUGAAGGCAAAACAUCCACUGAGGAUCCAAGAACCAGAAGCCAAGAUGCCAUUUAGAGAAAACUUGGACAGUUCCAACUCCGUGCUCGCUUAUUCCUCAGCUCCUUCUGAGAGGCCUCAUUCACCGCCUGAACCACAAACAUGUCCCCACACAGAUCACACACCACUGGAGGAGGACUCUUGGACAUGUGAGAGGACAGAGACCCAGGAAGCAGCGGUUGAUGAAGACGAGUUGGAGGACAGUGUUUCUGUUUCAGACACUGAAUCAGAACCUAUAAAACUAGAAAUUACAUGUCAGAAGGAUGCCGAAACAGAAGAAGAACGUCUGGAGCACCGCAGACAGUGGGAGAACGGGCAGGCUGACUACAUGGGCAGAGACGCCUUCAGUAACAUUCAGAAGAUGCUGGACCGCUUUCUGGAUUAACUGAUCCACACAGGAACAGAGUUUGGACACUGUAAAACAUAACUAAAACAGAAGGAAAGAACUGUACAAAGGCAAUAUUUUGAUGAGUUUAAGGCAAAAACCACAUUGUUUUUCUCAUGCAUUAAAAUGUGUUAAUUUUGCCGACUGUAUUUAAAUAUUUCUGCAUACUGGGGUCCCUAAACAGUCUGUGAUUUACAUAAAUUGGAUAUCACUGAAAAGAUGA
This is a messenger RNA of Centropristis striata (black sea bass), 1733 nucleotides long. RefSeq names its product glycogenin 2 (gene gyg2). The transcript is spliced from 10 exons. The record is from RefSeq and is a predicted model, not a curated record. Gene Ontology annotation, cellular component: cytoplasm. NCBI's taxonomy places the organism in Eukaryota, Metazoa, Chordata, Actinopteri, Perciformes, Serranidae. Bases 260 to 1510 code for a protein of 416 amino acids. Gene Ontology annotation, molecular function: glycosyltransferase activity.